Molecule: messenger RNA, 1031 nt
Organism: Amyelois transitella
Lineage: Eukaryota; Metazoa; Arthropoda; Insecta; Lepidoptera; Pyralidae
Exons: 2
Coding region: 98-952 (284 amino acids)
Source: RefSeq, a predicted model, not a curated record
UUGAGCUUACCUGCAGUUCAGGUAAGUUCAAUCAACUUGCACAUGCACCUUGCGAGCUACCACAGUCGCGCGCGCGCAUCCCGUCUGCACUGUCAAGAUGCAUUGUUUCAUUUGUGUUACGUAUAUGAUGAUCCUCUGCAGUGCACGACCCCCAGAAACAAAGGAAUUAUCCACGGAACAUCAAAAAAGGUCACUCUUCCGUGACGUUAUUGAAUCACUCAGAAUCCACACCCACUUACCAGAAGACACAAACCAAAACGACGAGAAUAACCUUUAUCAGAACGAUGAACGAUACUAUGAAAAUGAUGCUCCGGAACUCCCAAGCGAUACAGACUUCAUACCUCGAAGAAAUGAUAGAAUAGAUACGCCACCACUAAAAUACAGAUUCCCUAAAAGUCUUGAAAACAUCACUGAAAGGGAAUCGGAUGGUAAUCAUGAGGUAAUUGUUUAUAUUGAAACAAGUACAGAGGUUAAACCAACCAAAAAACCUCACAAACGUAUCAAAAACAAGGAGGAACAAAAUGGCAGCACCGUAAGUCAAAAUCCGUUGUUAGUACCUUUUUCUAAUACAAUGGCCGGACAAAGUCAAAUAGGAGACAGAGAAUCUCAAACAGUAGUAAAACCGACCGUUAUAGUUAACCUACGAGGUACAGUCAGUCAUAGAGAUAGUGACAUUAGACUACAGAAAAAGCAAAAUUAUACAAUACCAGACAUGGGUGGCAACGUUUUCAACGUUAAGCAAGAAAUAAAUUUGUAUAGAGCCAUGACUGAAGCGAGAAAUGCAAGUGAUAAAAAUGUACAGAAUACUGUAAAGCAAGAAGUGAAAAUAUAUGAAAAUGUAACCAAAAAGGAAGAGGACAUGAUGAUGUGCGAGACAGCUGGUUUGAAAGCGCAGAAAGGCGAGCAAAAAGGACGCAGUAUUGAUGUGUUGCAAAUAUUAGUUUCUGUUUAGCUCUCAUCAAAUUUGUCGAUUGUCAUUAGAAAGUGUAUUAUGUAGGUUAGUCUAUGUAGAUGUUUUCUGCUAUAAAUUA